Molecule: messenger RNA, 5037 nt
Organism: Parnassius mnemosyne (clouded apollo)
Lineage: Eukaryota; Metazoa; Arthropoda; Insecta; Lepidoptera; Papilionidae
Source: the annotation of a GenBank genome assembly
UUGGGAACGGCGCGCGUGUUAGUAAUUGAUAGUAGCGGCCAGCUUCAAUACUGCCGUGCAGUUAUUGACUCUGGAGCUCAGAGCUCAUUUAUUACAACUGAGUGUGCUCAACGUUUGGGCUUACCUCGAAAGAAGUGUUCGUUUAAUAUUUAUGGUCUCGGUGGAGAGGCUGUAAAAAAUCACGGCAUGAUUACAUGCACAUUAAGGUCCCUACACACUGACCUACCUAGUUUUACACUGAACAUGGUCGUAGUGACUAAGGUAUCUGCUGAUAUGCCUAACGUUCGAUUCCACUCGGACGUUAUUAAUAAAUAUAAGAAUUUUAAUUUAGCUGAUCCAUUAUUUUAUAAGCGUUCGCGUAUCGAUAUACUAUUGGGCAAUGAUAUAGUUUCGGAACUAAUUAAGGAUAAACCUUAUAUUAUUUCAUCGGAUAUACCAAGCGUGAUCGAUACCGCUUUCGGGUUUGUUGUAAGUGGUAAACUUUAUAGCAAUGAUAAGGACAAUUUAAAAAAUUAUAAUUUAUCAGUCUCAUUUGAUGAACAAGAGUCUUUAGAUCAAACGUUGCGUAAGUUUUGGGAAAUCGAAGAAUUGCCAAGCAAACCCUCGAUUAAUCCUUUGGAACAAUUAGCGGAAGACAUUUUCGUGGCUCGUUAUAGUCGUACUGAGGAUGGUACCUAUUCAGUGCCGUUACCAUUCAUACCAGACCCGCCUCCGUUGGGCGCGUCACGAGCGGCAGCCGAGCGGCGACUCUUGUUCACCGAGCGCAAGUUGAAUCGUUCACCUGUAUUACGACAAGCCUAUUCAGAGUUCAUGUGCGAAUAUGAAAAUCUAGGGCACAUGGAGCUUUAUUCGGGGGACACCCCAAGCAAAUAUGUGAUACCUCAUCACAGUAUACUUAAGCCCAGUAGUUCCACUACUCCUUUGCGUGUGGUAUUCGAUGCCUCGGCUAAAACGUCCACGAACGUUUCGCUUAAUGAUAUUCUAUUGACCGGGCCUAAUCUGUAUCGAGAUAUUGGGGCUAUAAUAUUGAAUUUUAGGUUGUUUGAAUAUUGUUUGAUUUGUGACGUAUGCAAAAUGUAUCGGGCAAUUAAACUGAAUCAGUCAGAUAGAUGUUAUCAACAUAUUUUGUAUCGUCAUUCGCCUAACGAUGCCAUUGACGUUUAUGAAUUAAAAACUGUCACUUACGGCUUAAGUUGCUCACCGUUCUUAGCUAUCCGCACCCUCUUACAGUUAGCCAAUGACGAGGAAGAACGUUUCCCACUCGCUGGAAAGGUUGUGCGCGAGGGCGUGUACAUGGAUGACAUUCUAUAUUCUUGUAGUUCAUUGUCACAGAUAUCUCGGUUACAAGAUGAACUUUUAGAGAUGUUUAAUUCCGGUGGCUUUAUACUCAAAAGGUGGGCGAGUAAUAGUGCAAAAGUUUUACAACGCGUUCCGUUAGAAAACCGAGAGCGUCCUGUUACAUUUAUGAAAGAUGGUAACAAAUAUUCAGUCAAAGUGCUAGGUCUGAAAUGGUUCCCUUUGACUGACUGUUUUUAUUUCACAGUAGAUAAGACUGAUAAAGUAACAACUAAACGUUCUGUUUUAAAAUUAUUAGCUUCUAUUUACGACCCCGUGGGUUUUAUUUCACCGUGCAUUUUCAUCGCGAAAGAGAUAAUGCAAGAUUUAUGGAAGCUGGGCAUAGGAUGGGAUGAGCAGCUGCCAACUGACGUAACUAAGCGCUGGCUUAAUUACGUUGAUGAUCUCCCGCGACUAACGGCAAUCAAGAUAGAUAGACAUAUGCUGCUACCAGAACAGACCGAAUGUGAAUUGGUCGCCUUUUGCGAUGCAAGCUCUCGCGGUUAUGCUAGUUGUGUGUAUGUGAUCAGUCGUAACGAUAGAGGUCAAACUAAAGUACGCCUGGUGACGGCAAAAUCUAAAGUAGCCCCCGUCAAACCAUUAACUAUCCCGAGGUUGGAAUUAAUGGCGUCAGUUUUGUUAAGCAAAUUAAUUAGAUAUGUCCGUGACAUUUUAACUCGUGUAAAAAUUACUCGUAUUACUGCGUUAACCGAUUCGACUAUCGUGUUGACGUGGCUUCAGACAGAAGCUUACAAAUUAAAGCCGUUUGUUAGUAACCGUGUUACUCAGGUAUGUGAAGUGUUACCUCCACACUGUUGGCGUCACGUGAGUAGUGAGUGCAAUAUGGCAGACAUAUGCUCGCGCGGAGCGUCUCCGUCACAGCUCGUGGAGUGCAGUGAGCAGUGGUUGAAGGGCCCAUCUUGGUUGUACGACGACUAUUCGCAGUGGCCAGUGAGAACAUUUAUCAACCAACAUGAAAGUAAUACACCCGAAAUGAAAUCAAAUCAUACAUUAGGCUCCUUCAAUUUAAUCACAAAUGAAAAUAAUUCGAUAGAGGAGACUAAGUUAGAGUUCUGUGACCGAAUCUUUUCCAAUUUCUCUUCUUAUUAUAAACUGCAACGUACGUUUGCUCGAAUAUUGAGAUGGUUCCGACUCAAAUCCGGUCACUCGAAGCAAUCAAUACUGACGACUAACGAAUUAAAUACUGCCCAAGAUGUUUUAAUUAAAUUAGUACAAAGUGCAUACUUCGCAAAUGAAAUAAAUAGAUUGUCAAAGGGCACAAAGUACGUUCCGUCGUUGAGAAAAUUAUCUCCAUUUAUUGACGAACGCGGAUACCUCAGGGUGGGGGGUCGAAUAAAUUAUUCAGCGUUACCUUAUAACGCGAAGCAUCCUCGUUUAUUACCUAAAAAUAGUAGAUUUACCUUUUUACUUAUUGAAUAUUUACAUAAAAAAUAUUUACACGUAGGUCCACGCACCUUACAAAACAUUAUUAAUCAAAAUUUUUGGAUUUUAGCAUCCCGUCGCAUUAUUCGGUCAGUUUUGUCCAAAUGCAAAAUUUGUUUUAAACACAACCCAGUGCUCUUACAGCCUGAGAUGGCACCUUUGCCAGCAGCCCGAUUGAUACCUUGUAAUGUUUUUGAGCAUGUAGGGGUGGACCUCGGUGGUCCGUUCUUUACAAAAGAAAGUUUACGACGAAAUGCUAGGGUUGAACGAAGAACUGAUGAUAUAACUGUCGAACUACAUGGCUUUAGUGAUGCAUCUAACAUUGCUUACGCUGCUGUUGUGUAUAUAAGAAUAGUUGAUGCGAAAGGCAAAGUUUAUUCAAGUCUUGUAACAGCUAAGACAAAACUAGCACCUAUAAAACAAAUUUCUAUUCCACGCUUGGAACUAUGUGGAGCAGUUUUAGUUACUAAAUUACUAAUAGAAGUAGCAAAAACAUUAAAUAUUGCACAAUUAAACUUACAUGCUUGGACUGAUUCCAUUGUUGUUUUGGCUUGGUUAAGUGACCAUUCCAGUCGUUGGAAAACAUUUGUGGCCAAUAGGACAUCUGAAAUUCUUAAUUUGCUUGAGUCGAAUCAGUUUUCGCAUGUAAAAUCUGAAGACAAUCCAGCCGAUUGCGCAUCUCGCGGUAUAUCACCUGCAGUUCUUUUAGAAAGCAAACUCUGGAAAGAAUGCCCCAGUUGGUUACUUGAUAGAUAUAUUCAAUACUCACGUCCAAAGAGUAUACUUACCUGUUUAGAGAAAAAGACUGUCAAAUCACACGUAGUAACUGAACAUGAUCCUGAAUUUUUUGAAAAUCUAUGCUUGAAAUUUUCAUCCAAGGAAAAGCUGAUCAGAGUAGUGGCAUUUUGUAGACGUUUUUUAAGAUUUAAAAAACCCAAUGAACAAAUAAUAACUCUACCUUCUUUCUUAACAGCAUCGGAAAUCAGUGAAUCUUUUAAUUGCUUACUGCGCCUAUCUCAACAGGAGGCCUUUGGAAAAGAAAUUCAGAGCCUUAUAAAAGAUGGGUGUAUAAGUAAAAAGAGUGUUUUAAUAACUUUGAACCCAUUCAUAGAUAAUAUAGGGUUGCUGCGAGUAGGAGGAAGGAUUCAUCGUGCUAAACUUUCCGAUGACAGCAAACAUCCAAUUAUCAUUUCUUAUGAUUCUCAGUUAGCUAAACUUAUAGUAAAAGAUGCACAUGAGAGUACAUUACACGGAGGUCAGCAAAUAACAAUAAAUUUUAUUCGAAGUAAGUUUAGGAUCCUUAGAGUAAAAAAUUUGGUAAGAUCGCACAUUCGCAACUGUAUAACUUGUAUCCGUUAUUCUGCCACGACCCAAAAUCAGUUAAUGGGACAGUUACCUUCAAGUCGAGUGACACCAUGUAAACCUUUCCUCCGUACAGGUGUAGAUUAUGCAGGUCCUAUUGACUUGAGAAUGUCUAAAGGCCGAGGCAACAAGUGUUAUAAAGGAUACAUUUGUCUAUUUAUAUGUAUGGUGACACGAGCAGUGCAUAUCGAGGCUGUCUCUGACUUUACUACUCAAGGAUUUCUCGCCGCCUUUAAGCGAUUUGUUGCUCGCCGUGGCCACUGUAGUGAUAUUUAUAGCGAUAAUGGGACAAACUUUAUUGGAGCAUCAAAGGAAUUAAAGCAAUUAUUUUCUAGAGAGAAACAUUCGAUGCUUAAUGAGAUUGCUUCUGUAUUAGCAAAUAAUAGUACAACUUGGCAUUUCAUUCCUCCCCGAGCCCCUAAUUUUGGCGGGUUAUGGGAAGCUGCGAUCAAAAGUGUAAAACAUCACUUACGUCGUAUUAUAAAUAAUUCAACUCUCACAUUUGAAGAGAUGUCAACUGUACUCUCACAAAUCGAAGCUUGUUUAAACUUAAGACCUCUUUCUCAAGCUAGUGGCGAUCCCGAUGAUCCAGUACCAUUAACUCCCGGCCAUUUUUUAAUAGGACAAUUGCUUGUUGUUGCCCCCGAUAGCAAUUACGAAAUUCAAAAUAUGAGUACCUUACGUCGAUGGCAGUUAACUCAAAGAAUGAUACAGAAUUUUUGGCGUCGGUGGUCUAAGGAAUAUUUGGUUAAUUUUUUUCAACGAUAUAAAUGGAAUUCGCAAAUAUCUGAGCCAAAAGUAGACGAUAUUGUUUUGGUAAAAGAAGAUAAUUUAUCGCCCGCUAAAUGGCUCUAUGGUAGGGUUAAUAGGAAAUUCAUCCAGUCAAAGAUAAUAUAA